This is a messenger RNA of Jatropha curcas, 3613 nucleotides long. The record is from RefSeq and is a predicted model, not a curated record. Lineage: Eukaryota; Viridiplantae; Streptophyta; Magnoliopsida; Malpighiales; Euphorbiaceae.
AUCCCGACGUCCUUUAAUGCUGCAGUGAUUCCCAAUUUCAAGCAGAUAAAACCUUCAGGUUCUCCAUUGUCAAAAGAAAAAGAAAAAGAAAAAGAGCCCUAGUGUUCCCUGUUUACUAUUAGCGCGCAAAAUGAGGAAGAAAGUUGAUGAUCGCAUUAGGACUUUGAUUGAAAAUGGAGUGAAGGCUAGGCAUCGGUCUAUGUUCGUUAUUAUUGGCGACAAGUCCCGUGACCAGAUAGUCAAUCUCCACUACAUGUUGAGCAAGGCUGUCAUCAAAGCCAGACCCAAUGUUUUGUGGUGCUACAAGGAAAAAUUGGAACUUAGCAGCCACAAGAAAAAACGUGCAAAGCAGGUUAAGCAGCUAAUGCAAAGGGGACUCCUUGAUGCUGAAAAGGCUGAUCCUUUUUCUUUGUUUGUUGAAAGUGGAGUAGUUUCUUAUUGCUUAUAUAGGGAUUCGGAAAGAAUACUUGGGAAUACAUAUGGCAUGUGUAUUUUGCAGGAUUUUGAAGCAUUGACACCAAAUAUUCUUGCAAGAACUAUUGAAACUGUAGAAGGUGGUGGUUUGGUGGUUUUGCUUAUUCGUUCGCUCUCUUCACUUACCAGUCUGUGCACGAUGGUCAUGGAUAUUCAUGAAAGGUUUAGAACAGAGUCACAUUCUGAAAUAGUUUCUCGGUUCAACGAACGGUUUCUGCUGUCUCUUGCAUCAUGCAAGGCAUGCUUGGUCAUGGAUGAUGAGCUUAACAUUCUACCUAUCUCAUCGCAUGCAAAGUCCGCCAUUAGGUCAUCCGAUUCUGAGGGUUAUGGUUCCAUGGGAAUGCAAGAAGAAUCGAGAAUUUUAAAGGAACAACUUCAUGGUGUUUUGCCAAUAGGUCCUUUACUUGGAAUAUGUACAACAUUUGAUCAGGGAAAAGCUAUUUCAACUCUUGUUGAUGCCAUUUUGGACAAGGCAAUUCAAAGAACCAUUACACUGACUGCUUCUCGUGGACGGGGUAAAUCUGCGGCUCUGGGUUUGGCAAUUGCAGGAGCUGUAGCUGCAGGGUACUCGCGUAUAUUUGUUACUGCCCCUUCCCCAGAAAACUUGAUAUCACUGUUUGAGUUUGUUUGUAGGGGACUCCAUGCAUUGAAUUAUGAGGAACAUUUGCAUUAUGAUCUGGAGAGAAGUACAAAUCCUGAGUAUAGAAAAGCAAUUAGAAAAGUGUAUAUUUACAGGGAGCAUAAACAAGUAGUUCAGUAUAUCCAGCCUCAAGAUCAUUUGAAGCUCUCCCAAGCUGAACUUCUGGUCAUUGAUGAAGCAGCAGCUAUUCCAUUGCCUGUUGUCAAAUCAUUGCUGGGGCAAUAUCUGGUCUUUAUAUCAUCUACAGUGAAUGGAUAUGAAGGCACAGGACGUUCAUUGUCGUUGAAGCUUUUCAGUCAUUUAGAAAAGCAAAGUCAAAAUCUUGCAUGUGGUGCUAGCUCUAGUCACUCUGGCAACCUAUUCCAUAAGAUUGAAUUGAAGGAGCCCAUCAGAUAUGCAUCUGAGGAUCCUAUAGAGUCUUGGCUUAAUGGUUUACUGUGCUUGGACACUACGAAUUUGGUGCCUCCUAUCAGCAGGUUCCCUCAUCCCACAGAAUGCAAUUUGUAUUAUGUAAAUCGAGACACUUUGUUCUCCUUCCACAAAGAAAGUGAAAUGUUUCUACAGCGAAUGGUGGCUCUUUAUGUUUCUUCUCACUACAAAAACUCUCCUAAUGACCUGCAACUAAUGGCUGAUGCUCCAGCACAUCAUCUCUUUGUACUUCUUGGACCUGUUGAUGAGACAAGAAAUAUUCUUCCAGACAUUUUGUGUGUUAUCCAAGUGUGCCUUGAAGGUGAGAUUUCACGUAAAUCUGCAUCGCAAAGCUUGCAAGUGGGGCGUCUGCCUUCUGGUGAUCAAAUUCCAUGGAAGUUUUGUGAAGAGUUUGAGAAUACAGAUUUUCCAAACCUCUCGGGUGUUCGCAUUGUCAGAAUAGCAGUUCACCCCAGCGUUUUGGGGCAUGGAUAUGGUUCAGUGGCUCUGGAUCUUCUAACAAGAUACUAUGAGGGGAAGUUGACUGCUAUUGAUGAGACAAAUGUUGAAAACAAUGGAAGAAGGCUUCACGAAAACAUCAUUCAAGCGGCAAAUCAGGCCUCAUUGCUGGAAGAAACUAUUGCACCUAGAGAAAACCUUCCACCUUUGUUGACACAUCCUCGUGAAAGAUUACCUGAGAGAGUCAAUUACAUUGGUGUUUCUUUUGGGCUUAACAAGGAUCUUUUUCGCUUCUGGAAGAAACAUAAAUUUACUCCCUUUUACAUUUGUGAUAAUCCAAAUAACAGAACUGGUGAGCAUAGUUGCAUGAUGUUGAAGCCAUUGGAGACUGAUGAUAUUGAACUCGAUGGCUUAUGUUCCCUUGACUUUCUUGCUCCAUUCUAUCAGUGUUUCAAAAGAAAGUUUGUCAAACGUCUUCCUUUAUGUUUUCGGGAGUUAGAUUAUAAACUUGCUAUGAGCAUUUUGGAUCCAAAGAUUGACUUCUCAGAAAAUGAGACAUCAUUAUGUUCAGAAAAAGAAGCUUCUAUUGUGGUAAAAUUGAUUUGCUCUCCGGAUGAUGUGAAAUUGCUGGACUCCUAUGCCAACAAUCGUAAAGAUUAUGGGAAGGUCAUGCAUCUUCUGCCACUCUUUGCCUAUUACUACUUUGAUGAGAAGCUUCCAAUUCAAUUAUCACAUCUCCAAGCAUCUCUUUUAUUAUGCAUGGGCUUGCAGCUACAGAGUCUAACUGACAUUCAGAAACAAAUGAAGAUAGAAAGAACGCAAGUCCUGCAUCUGUUUCGCAAGGUUAUGAUGAAAUUUUACAAGUAUUUUUAUGGUGUUCUAACCAAUGAAAUGGAUAUGAGAUUACCUCGUGAAAGUAAGGUUGAGUUUCAGCCUCAUAGUGUGUCAGUUGAUGAAGAUCUAAAUGAUGGUGCUAAGCAAGUGAUGGAGAAGAUGAGAAUAAAGAAUAUGGAUUUGCUGAAGCCUGAAUUAUUGCAGCAAUACUGUAUUAAUGAUAAAGAAGCUGAAUUUGAGCAAGCUCUGAAAAAAUGCAGUACAAUCUCUCCUAGUGGCGUUAUUAGUGUGAAGGCCAACAGAAAGGCAUCCGAGAAAUGCAGAAGGCCUGAAAGAACUCGUAAAGGUCGAAAGAGAAAAAUGAUGUAGAGACUUUGCUCCUUAGAAACUGUCAUGGAAGUGCAUUUGACCUGAGAUCAGAGGGAGGUUGUAAUUAAAAGAUUGAAUUUAGGUUCUGGGGUUUUUUAUUUAAUUAGGAUAUGUUGAUUGUAUUUGCUUAUAGCUUACCAUUUUUCGCCCUAGUAGUGAUAUUUGCUACAUUUUUAUGUUUAUUAAGAAAAUUAAGAAAAACAGAGCAACCAGAGUAUUUUGGCUGGUGACCGGUGGUAGGAUCUGCGGACAAGUUAACUUCCAAUAGUCCUGGUCAGCUAACUUUGAGGGGAAAUCUUACGGUAGUCUUGAGGCUUACUCUAAUUAGCAUAUCGAUUUGUCAUAUUUACAACCAGAGUAUUUUGAAGGCUUACAAUAGUCUUCAAAAGAUUUUAUAUAAUAUGCUUUAGUCCGUUACGGAUUAUAUUA